AUGGUUUCACUUCACCAAGCACUAACCAUGACUCCAAAAAAAGAAUCUCCUACAGAUUUUGAAGCUUCUCAAAAAAAGAGAAAAUGGGAUCAUUCACUUUCUCAUCAUGAAUUCUUCAAGGAUCAACAAACUCAUGAUCAUCCUAAAACAAAAUCCAUCUUUGAUAUUGAACUUCAUCUCAAUACACCUUUGCCUUCUGAUAAAUGGCAACAAUAUCUCACCCUUCAGUCAUUGUGUAACACAAAAAUGAAUAUGAAAACACAAGAAUCAAAGAGAGAUUGGCUUUUACCUGAAAACUCAUCAAUGGGUCAAAUAAGCUUAGACCUAGAGCUUAAUUUGACAAGUGAAACAUUGAAGAAAAAAGAAGAAACUAAUUACGAGAAUUUCGAGAAGAAGAAAAAGGAUUCAACAACAACUCCUUCAUGGUUAUCCUCAUCAGAUUCAGAUGGAGAUUACAAAGAAAUGAUAGCAACAGUUUGUAUGAGGUGUCACAUGUUGGUAAUGCUUUGCAAAUUGUCACCUUCUUGCCCUAAUUGCAAAUUCAUGCAUCCACCACCAGAUCAGAAUCCUUCUAAAUUCUUGAAGAGAACAAGGUUUAGUUUCUUGUCAUAA
This is a messenger RNA of Vicia faba (fava bean), 612 nucleotides long. Lineage: Eukaryota; Viridiplantae; Streptophyta; Magnoliopsida; Fabales; Fabaceae. The record is from the annotation of a GenBank genome assembly.